Pomacea canaliculata is the source of this 10780-nucleotide messenger RNA. Its product is annotated as chondroitin sulfate synthase 1-like. The record is from RefSeq and is a predicted model, not a curated record. Gene Ontology annotation, cellular component: Golgi cisterna membrane. Gene Ontology annotation, molecular function: glucuronosyl-N-acetylgalactosaminyl-proteoglycan 4-beta-N-acetylgalactosaminyltransferase activity. NCBI's taxonomy places the organism in Eukaryota, Metazoa, Mollusca, Gastropoda, Architaenioglossa, Ampullariidae.
GGCGAAUGCUGUGGACCAAUGAGCGCCAGUGUUUGAUGGCGAGCCUCAGUCGUCCUGCGUGUAAGCCCACCUUUAGUGAAUAGGAGGCGGUACUGUGAAUGUCCACAAAUGUUUUCUUGAAGUCCAGCGGAAACCUUGCAUGUAUGUGUGUGCUUUGUGUUUAGAUUCCCGUGUCAUGAAGAGAUUACUUCUGUUGCCAGACUGUUCGCACAGGACUUAUGGUGAACAAGAAUGAGAGGGACAGGAUGGCUGAGGUGGGGUGCAUUCAGUCCCGACAUUCGUACGGGUAUGUUUCAUGCGACUAUCGUGUACCCGGCGUGACAGAAAGGUGACAAACUCGCAGAUCUAUACUGACAAGGUAACUUAGUUGUUGCACUUGGAAAUGCCUGUGCUGGCCAUUGGGACUGAAGCACUGUGUUUUGACACCUGCUGGCGUUUCAGCUAGACAUCUCUCACGGCAAAUCGUGUUCUCAGGCUCACCGGGGUAAGACUUGAACAGCUUCACAGCAACUCUUGGCCACGUUGGAACCCUCGAUGAAUGGCUAGACUAGCCAUAGACUAUGGCCAGAAAGAAAAAUGGUUCUUACAAAGUUUCUGUCGCCACUGGUGUCAUCGGGUUUAUGGUGGGAGUGCUCUUGGCUAAUUGGUGUACUACAAGUCUACUUACACGAUGUGGAUUACCAGAUUUUUGUUGCCCAGCGGACUUGGCUGCGGGGGACGGGUCUGGUCAAAGAGAAGAACCAGAGGCAGAAGGACAGGUCGAAAGUCAGACAGCAAAGGACAGAGACUCUUUUGUAUUCGUUGGAAUCAUGACCGCCAAAAAGUUCAUAGACAAUCGAGGUUUGGCAUCGCAUCGCACUUGGGCAAGCAGAAUCAACGGCAAAGUAAUGUUUUUCUCCAGCGAGGGCUCCAUAUCAAAUUACGGGGUGCCAGUUGUCGCUUUACCUGGCGUGGACGACUCGUACCCUCCGCAAAAGAAAUCAUUCAUGAUGUUGAAAUACAUGCACGAUCAUUUCCUUGACAAGUACGAGUGGUUUGUUCGGGCGGAUGAUGAUGUGUUUAUCAAGGGCGAUAAAUUGGACCAGUUUCUAAGAUCGAUAAACAGCUCUCAGCCACGCUUCAUUGGCCCUGGAGUGGGCAAGCCUGAGGAGCUGGGUCUGCUGAGUCUCAAAGCCACAGAGAAUUUCUGUAUGGGUGGACCUGGAAUGAUUCUCAGUCGAGAAACACUAAGACGAAUGGCACCACACAUCGGCUUCUGCCUGCAGAACCUGUACACAACACACGAAGAUGUUGAGAUCGGUCGGUGUAUUCGUGAAUUCGCUGGUAUACAGUGCACAUGGGCAUACGAAAUGCAGCAGAUCCUAUAUCAGAACUAUAAGGAGGAUAAAGGAUCUUUCAAGAGUACCCUCAAAAGCAAAGAAGUGGAAAAAGCUGUGACCCUUCAUCCUGUGAAAGACCCAGAUUAUCAGUACCGCAUCUUUAACUACUUACAGUCCGUCAACAUCAUGAAGUAUCGGCAGCGAAGGGUUCAGCUGUUUCGUGAAAUGGAGCUGAUGAACCACAUGCUAGGUGGGUCUGCUGGGGCUAGUGGUGAAAGUGGACGAAUAGCGCAAACACCCAGUCUCAACAAAGUCCCAGCGCACAGAGCUGAAGAUGUUGUACCCUGGGAGUAUUACAGCAAGGCCAUCUUUUCCCAGUAUAACAACAACCCAAAACGAGCGAUGGAGGGUUCUUUGAGUGGUGCGCUGGAUGAUGCUGUCAUGCAGGUGAUGGAGCUGGUCAAUCUGAAUGCACGUCAGCGAGGACGAACAAUUGAUUUCAAAGAGAUUCUGUAUGGCUACCGACGAGUGAAUCCACUGUCAAGUGCAGACUAUAUUCUAGACCUUCUCCUUAUCUACCGUAAACACAAGGGACGUAAGAUGACCGUACAGGUGCGCAGGCAUGCUUAUCUGCAACAGGGUUUUCUGGAACUGGAGCUGACAGAGGAAAGCCCUGUAUUCCGCCCAAAAGCUUCAGUGGGUGAGCAUGUCCUACAGCUCUUCAAUCACAUGGCUGGUCGCAAAGAGUGGCCUGGUGCAGUUCAGGACAAGCGCAGAGAAACCAUUUACUUUGUUAUGCCCUUAGCAGGUCGAUUGAAGAUCUUCCAGCGUUUCAUGAACAACUAUGAAGAUGUAUGUCUCAAACGACAGGAAGCUGUGCACUUGAUCGUGGUCUUGUACAGACACCCUACUGAAGUGGAAGCUUUUCAGUUGUCUGUGGAUCUGUUAAAGGACUACCAGCGUCGCUAUGGAUCUGAUCACAUUGAGAUUGUCUAUGCUGAGGGCGCAUUCUCCCGAGGCAGGGGGCUAGAGCUUGGUGCAUCACGCUGUCAACCAGAUGCUUUGCUAUAUUUAGUAGAUGUGGACAUUAUGGUUAUGCCAGAGUCUUUGAACAGAAUUCGUCUGAGUACAAUUCAAGGUCGUCAGGUGUACUUCCCUAUUGUAUUCAGUCAGUAUGAUCCCGAGCCCCUAUGUAAGGAGUACUCACAGCACUGCCACUGUAGUGAUAAAGACAACUGCAUUGUGAUUCCGACGGACUUCAGCACUAUGACUGGGUACUGGCGGCAGUUUGGAUUUGGCAUAGCUGCCAUUUAUCGUUCAGACAUGGUUAACGUGGGAGGAUUCGACCUUAGCAUCCAGGGAUGGGGUAAGGAAGAUGUAGACUUGUACACCAAGUUCAUUGAGAGUAACCUGACCAUUUUCCGAGCUGUCGACCCAGGCAUGACUCACAUAUUUCAUGCCAUUUUUUGUGAAGCUAGUCUCGAGCCUGCGCAACUGAUUAUGUGUAAAGGUAGUAAAGCACAGAGUUACGGUGCCACCUCCUUGCUAGCCAGCAAGGUUUAUGCAAUCCCAGACAUUAUGCGACGACAUGAAAAGCAUGCUCUCAACAUUGGCAGAUGACCCCAACAUUUAUUUGACUAGCCACAGCAUCUGGGUUUGGAUUCAGAUUUGCACAACUGUUUCUUGUGCCUUUUUAGGGGUUUAUGUGAUGUAAAUAAACUUUGUCACAAGCUAAUUUUCAGCUUAGGUUGUCCGACUGAAAUAAGACUACUGUGAAGGGUCUUUUCCUGCCCUCCAAGUAGCAUGCAUGGGUGGCUCAAGGUAAGAACGUGGCACAUUUGCAAGAUGUUCUGUUUGAAAGUUCUUAUGUGAUUAUGACUGCUCUGCUUGAUGGUGUGCAGGAACAUCUCAGACAAAAAUGCAUAAAUUGGUGGUGUCUUGCAGAAUGCUUUUGCUGCAGUUAGUUUUGAAGCCAGUCUGGUUGAUUUUUUUUUUUUUUUGGUCAUAGAUGCGAUUGAAGACAUGAAGCACAAUUUUCAUUUUCUGAACUCCUGACCCCCCCCCCAGCCUCUAGCAGAACAAAUCUGUUUUUAUACAGAAGUACAACUUGACCAUUCAAUACUGUAUGAUCGUGUUUGCGUGCGGAUGACGAUACAUUUUUUUCUUUAAAUUUUCACACCACAUACGAUUUGUGAUAAUAUCUGGGAUGUGCUUUGUCGUGAUAAUCCAUCGUCACUGUUGCAGUUUGUCACAUUAUCACUAAUAACACAUCAGGCAGGGCGAGUCUGUUACCUCACACAGUUGAAUGCUAGCAAGUUUGUAUCCCACCAAAACAAGUUAGAAUGUAUCCAGCAGAAUGUAUUGUAUGCCUUUCCCCUGUCACAGCCUGCAUCAGGACACUACCCUGUCUGUUCCACUCUUUCCUUCUACCAAUUUCUUGUGAAGCAUUCCGUUCAUAGUUUCUCAAAUUCCACAAUCAUCAGAGUUUUCAGUGAUUUUAUUUUGUUUCUCAAGCUGAAAAGAGAGGGUAGCAAUAACUGCAAGUACUAUUCAGUCUGUAGGGAUCAUGGACAGAUUCAUAAGAAGUUCAUCUGUACGUAUAUCAAAUAGACAAGUAACUUAGGUCCCUGGUGUGCUCACUUUAAGAAAACAAGAAAUGUCUUUCUUACAUGGAACAGGGAAACUAAAUAGCAGGGGCCAUUAAACCAAAUUUUUUUUUAUGCUGGUAGCAUACUUGAGCUGACUAUUGUUGGCCGCUUAGAACAUUAAUAAGAGGCAAGGAUAACUAGCUGAUUAAUCAUAUCACUGACUUGGUAUAAUGAUGUUACUGUAAAACUUUUCCAAUAUAUCCAAAGUGCAUGGUUUUAAAUAUGCAGCUUGGUUAUAGAUUUCUUAAAGGAUCCAGAAACCAUAUUUUCUUGCACGAAGAAAACAAAAUGGAGGUUUGAAAGUACAUGUAUACAAACUCUUUAAUCAGUUCAAGAGGCUGUAAUCAUGUGCUGCUGGUAGCCUGCAGUGAAAGUAAGAGUUGAUGAAGAGCAGAUUUGUUAAACAAAUAUUUUGUUUACGGCAAUAGAUAACAGCUCAAAAUGAGUUAGCUGGAGUUUUAUGCUAUGUCAGCAGCUAAAUUAUCUCGCAGCGAGAGCUCAAAGUGAGGCUGGCAGCCUAAUGAUCCAUGACAAUAUGAUUCAAGUGGUUAGUCCAGAAGAGUUUUACCAACAGUUGUUGUGUGACCUCAACGCCACAGAGGACAAAAGCUUCUGCAAUUCCUCGUGACCAAUGGCAUGAGGACACAGCACAUACACUUUGAAAUAUGAAAAGAAAAGAAAAGGGUUUUAAUUUCUUCACUGCAUAUUCAAUAUAUAUAUAUGCAGUACACUGUAUAUGACAAUUUUUCAUGUAUUUUUUUGUGCUUUGUUUUAAAGGCGUUCUGUUCAGCUUUUCUAACUUCUCCAACAUUUUUAGCUGCAUCACUCAGUGUUAUUUUGACUCGAUAUUUUCAGUCUCUUUCUCCAAUAAAUUGCAGUGGCAGCCUCUUUCCUUUGUAAAUUUUUAUCACAUUUGAUGCCUUUGGAGUUAAUCCAACACCAUUUUUAAUGGUCUAAGGCAUCUUCAUAAAUAAUCCCUAUCUUUGAGGCGCCCUCUGGGAGUUUACAGUAACUUCUCUCGUAGGGAAAUAGAAUAAAGCCAUUUCUACUGCCUUUCAAGUAAAUAUGCCUUUUUUUAAAUCACAUAGUGCAUUAGGAUGCACUGUAACUUCUUGAUGUCAGAAAGGUCAAUUUGUUCAAGAAUUUUAAUGUAGGUAAAUGUCAAAGGCAAUUUUUAUUGGGGAUUAGGUACUUCUUGUAUUGCACUGUGACAUUGACAUGUUAAAAUUAUAGGAAUAUUGAAAAAUAUAGUUUCUGCAAUUGAGUAAGAGUGAUCUUUGAGUGGCAAACAUAUCACAUGCAGGUCAUGAGGGUGUAUUUUUGCCUCUUGAAAAGAUGGUUUUUAAUGUACAUGGUUUUUUGUUGUCAGAGAAAAUGAGGUAUUUUCUUGGGUUGUGACAUCGCAGUGUGUACAGGCACAAAGUGCGCUACAAGGGUUCUGUCACUGGAGUGUGUGUGCAUGCACAAAGUGCAUUACAGGGUCACCUCUUGUUUUCUGAGUCAACACUGCUGCUCACCUGAUUUUAAAGAUUUAUUAGUGGCUUAAAUAACAUACAUUAGGCAACACCAUGCAGUGAACAGUCAUACUAGUAACCUUUCAGAAUUAAGUGCCAAGAUUUCUAUGUUCAGAGCUCCAUAUUGCUUUCAGGACUUCUUUUACUUAUAUAUUUAUUCUUAACUAAGACAGUUUUUUGCAGAAAAAGGUAACUAUAUAAAACUUAUUAAUGAAUUUCAAAAAUAUAUGCCUUGUUCUUAAAAUCUGUUGUGAGCUUUUCUGUUAAUUUUGUGUAGUUCCUGGAUAUCUUGCCCGGAGUUUGAUGUCACACCAGUCAGGCUAUCCUGCAGUCCCAUAAACUGAGACAUUUUGUAAAUCAUCGGUCUACUUAUUGAUCAUGAUAGUCAAGUUUUGCUACCGUGACAUGGUAUCUAACAUUGGUAAAUCCCUUCCAGUGCCACAGAAGCAUCAUACAUUUUUUUAAAAGUGCACUUCCACCUUUAUUAAGGAUUUUAUCAGGAGCAUUUUUUAUUGAAGUGUUGUUAAUUUGUUAAGAAAAUGUAAUUGCAUAUAAUGCUAUUGUGUCUUGUCUUCAUUAGGUUUGAAUGAUUGUGUUCUGCAUAAAUGUUUGAUAUUGCAUCAUUAGCUGCUGCAUAUUACAAUUUUUAAUGCAUAAAUAUUGGUGCCGGUUUUUACAUUUUACACUUAGAUUGAUAUCUAUGUAAAUAUAUAUUUUUAGCAAAGAUGACUUACACCAUGACAUUUCAGAGCACACAACUUUUUGCAAAAUGAGAGAAAAGCUUUCAUGGUUGCUGCUUUAAAUAAUUUUAAGAUACUUCAGAAUGUUUGUAUUGCAGUAUUUUACAACAAUAUUUCAGUAGCGUCAUGAAGAAAAUGCAUGUAUGCAAUGAAAAAUGUUUGUUUGAGAAAAAGGUGAAUGUGCAGCACACUUGAAUGAAAAGGCAUGCUUGCUGGCAUAUUGCAGUCAGUGUGCUUAAGCUCCACAAGACACAAGAUUCAGACCCCAUGUCCGGGGCCAACUCUAUGCAUGAACCCAUUUUUGUAUACACAGCAAAACUGUCCAUAAAAUACAACGAAAUGGGUUGAUCUUGGGACUGCUUUAUUUGUUAUGGUUUACCAAAGGUCACAACUGAAGUAUUAAAUGUAUUUAGAUGAGAUGGGAUACCAGCUGCAUUGAUGCUGGAGGAUCAGAGGUGAGGAAGAAGACAGCGGUGUUUCGGCUGCUGUCUGCUGUGUCUUGUUGUGACCACCUUGAUGUUCUGAGGUGACAGUGACUGUUGUAGCCAUGUCGAACCAUGUCACUACUGCCCUUUUUGCAGAUGUUUUUGUGAUUAUUUUCUGUCAUCUGCAGCCAUUCAGCAGCAAGUGCUGUGCAUCUCACUAAAAGCAGUAUGGCAGAAAAUGGAAAGAUGCAUCAUUAUCUUUUAUCUGCUCAAAAUUUAAUGUCUCAUAUUGUUGUUGGUGAUGUUGAAAGUUGGCAUGUACUGUCAAAACUAUGUAUUUUUUUCCUUUGUGCCUUUAUGCCUAAAAGUAUGAAAGGGAUCCCUCCUGCCUUUCUGUCAGUUCCUUCCUUUACCAUCCACCCACCUUAAAUUCUAAUGGCAAAGAGAAAGUAUAUGUGAUACUGCAGGGCAGUGAUUGUGCCAAAAACUUUCUGCAUGUUGUGUGGUUUGAAAGGGAGGCUUAUUGCCUUGACACACUUGACACACUGGGCUGCUAGUGUUUAGUAGAAACAUUAUGGCAAGACAGCUGGGCAGUUAGAAGAACUCUGCCUUGUAGCCAGCUGUGUGUGGCUGUGCAGACAUCUUGUAGUAAGCUGUUUCUCGUGCUGGCAUAAGGCUUAUCAGUGAUGUCAUUUUUUAAAACAUUUUUUUUUAAGGUCACAUUAAUACAAAACUUCCAAAAAUGUUUAAUCAAAUGUGAAUGCAAUGUUUUAACUUCUGUUUUGACUGUGAAAGUGAAUUGACUUUUGACCUUCCAUGAGAUGUAGGAUGAUAAAGUGGCUUUUAAAACAAAUCGUUACAAGGAGUAAAAAAGUUUACUUGUUAAAAAUUACAGGUCACAAUGUAACUUUGAAUGUGAAGGGCACCGAACAAGAACGGCAACGUGGCAGUAACAACGAAACAUUCAAGGGAGUCACGUGAUGGGUGGAACUCACGACUCCACAUGUUUCUUUGUCCCACAGUCGUCGUCGUCGUCGUCGUCGUCGUUUCUGUCGGUAGCGUUUCCAGAAAGUUCUGAUGUGCACAAUGAUUGUAAGAACAACUUAAGCAGAGACCCCUUCUCAUAAUCUGAUUGGUCUUUGAGUAUUUUUCCUGUUUUGAACCAAAUAUUACAUAGCCUGUCAUUUGUGUAACUCUUCUGUAGAGGUUGUCUUUAUAGAAAACAAAAAUCACCGCGGUGUCGGUUUAUUCCACUCGUAACAGAUACAUCCUCACCGGAGGCUCCUGUACGGUGCUAGCAGUUUACUCCCACCUCCUUGCGAACGUGUUCUCUCCUCCCCCACCCGGGACUCGCCUCCCCCACCCGGGACUCUCCUACUGUCAGACCAGAGAAAGCAAGGCCUAACACAAGUCGUUCAAGAACGAAACCCAAGAACAGGAUGGAAUUCGGUGCCUCAUUUUUUGUGAGCUUGCACCGAACUGGAGGCUGUAGAAAAACGUGGAGGCUGUAGAAAAGGGAGACGAACCACCGCAGUGUGGGCCCGUAAUUACGAAGCGACGGUAAGUCGUUGCCCUGAGGGUAAGAUGGGGAACUCGGGGACACAAGUGUCUGGUCUCCAUAGUUAUUGAGCCACAAAGACAUUCACGCUUCUCAGAUGUAGCUUUAUUCCUGGGGGCAGUAGUCAUACAGUAGUGGUAAAGAUGCCCAAUGGUCAAGUAAUAGAAAAUAAGUUUUGUACACUUCACAACUCUGGACAAGACGCUUGCCCUUGUUUUCUCCCCUCCCCGCCUUCUGCGCUUUGCCCCCUGGGAAACACUUUACAGGUUACAGCUACAAUCCCGGAGGUUAGCAGGUCCAAGGGUCGGAUCGCAGGUGAGGUCUGGAGUGAAGCCCAAGUUGUUCUACCCACCAAAGAUUGCUGUUGGCUAGUGUGCAUGGAGGUGUACAGAAUGUCUGAAGUCGUCGGUCAAGUGACAAGUCGAUUGUCGAGACUUAGACGAGUCGACUUGCGAUUUAAGACUUGUUGUCGAGACCUGGCAUGCACCUCCGCCCAGGAGGCUGGUCUCAGAGUGCAAGCCAAACGGUUUCGGGGUUCGCAAAACACGGAGUGCGAGAAAUCCAGGAUCUGUUACAGCCCCGGGAGCUGGGCUGGGAAAGGGUUACAAUAAACAAGAUAUUCGCACAGAAAACAAGUUGCUUACGAGGUGUGUCACACAGAAAACUACUUCUGAUCAAAUCACAAGUACCCGUCGUACAGGGCAUCUGUUUGAGGUGGUCCUUUGUAUCCUGAUGAUUUGUUCCGACAACAGCCAAUUAUCAAAGUAAUGAGGUUUAUACAUACUCUUUUUGCUCCGUUUCCGAAAAAAAAUUGAACAAAUAUUUUACUUGACGAAUAUGUUUUGUAGAGCAUUGAGUGCUUUCUAGGGUAGAGUGUUGUUGGUAACAUUAUAGAUGGUUAUCUUCGGUCAACAACACCACUGUGAAUGUGAUACAGCGGCUGAGUGCCAACUGAGAUCAUGUGUCGGUGAAGGCGGUUAUUUACUCGUGUCAGCUCGGUGUCAUGUCUCAGGUCAUGUCAGUCAAUCGUAGGAUCUGUGGCAGUUGUUAGCAGUGAUGCUAAGAAUAAAAUGUCAUUAAUUUUUUAACCGCUUCUAUUCCUCUUAAAGUGAACGAAAGUAUUGUCAUCAUAAGUCAAUGUGUCAUUGUAACACUAAAUAUAACUUGAAAUUGGGAGCGAUUUUGUAAACAAACAAGUUAUUUUGCCGAGGGAUGGACGAACUUGUAUUUUCAUCAGGGUUAGGUGACGACGCUGACGAUAAGGACACCUACUGACCCUUUUAUCCCGGGCGGUCAGGCAGACGAGGGCAGGCUGGGCGAGCUUUCUUUUUUAAUUACUUUUUUUGCAUGGGAUGGCGCAGAUUGUCCACAAUACCUCCACCUUAAAUCUCAUUUUGCUCAUUUCCAUCGCUCCUGCUGGGAAAGCAAUGGAAUUGGGGUGGAGGUGGUGGAGGAGAGAGUUUAUUCUAGAAGGAAAGCAUUGUAGGCAGGGCGGACUAAACACGCUGUUUUUGUCCUGUCUUUCCCGUCUGCCGGGUAUUGCAGGGUAGGUGUGGUGCUGAAUGUGUGUGGCAGUUUGAUAAUAUUGACGGAUAUGACGAUGGUGUGGAGCUGGUGCUCAGUGGAGGUGUCAGAGGUGGGAGGAGCGUGAGUCUGCACUGAGCGCACUUCACGCCAGGCCGACGAGGCCAGUGUUGUUUUUUUUUUUUUUUUUUUUUUUUUUGUAAACGCUCGAGAGGAUAUUGUUGCUUGUUUUGUGAGAAAUCCACCUAAAUCGUUCUUUCACUCGUUAAAACUUCAGCCUGGCAUGGCUUGUUUAAGUUAGGAAUUCUUUUCAUUUGAGAAAUCCCGUCGGCGGUAACAGGCAGCAGCUGCCACCGUUAAUAUCCCUCACUUGUUUUUUCCCCUCGGGCAUCCUGAAACAAUCUUAUUACGGCGACUGCACCCCCACAGCCAUCCCCCGCUCCUCCCUCCAUUCCCAUCUUAACAAACUCUCCUCCCUCUUGGAGCACCUUCCCACCAGAAAACAAUGGGUCGCAAAUGCCUGUGUUUUUCCACCGGAUUUUGUGGGUUUAAAAAAAUUGUCUUGUGGAGGUCGAGGUGGCUUUGCAUACAAUUGAAAUGUUGCCUCCUUUCUUCGCUGCUGCCACCCACCUCGUGUCUAGGAUGAUGGGGAGGACUGAGGACUUUGUGUGAACUGAUGCGUAACCUGAGGGCACAAGUUUGUAAAUACUGAAGAGCUUAGAUGCUGAGAUCAUUUUGCCUCUGGGUUUGUGCUUGUAAAGCAUUUUUGGUGAAAGUGUUUUUCAUGAAACUCUCCUGUGUGUGUUUAGUGUGAUGAUGAAUGCUGUGACCAAGUUCUGCAUGUUGUAGUUCACUGAGCAGGGAGGUGGUGGCUGGUGUGAGGUGGUCACCCGAGAAAUCCGUGUGUGUGAUGCUUGAAUGGGAUGCUGCUGUCAUGUGUCACGUGACAUUAUAGCAAAUGCUGCUGACUUGGAAAUGAUUGGAUUUUUUUUUUCUCAAGAAGUUACACUUGAGUUUGAAAAUCAAAGAUUAAAUAUAUUUAUUUCUGUAAA